Molecule: messenger RNA, 6618 nt
Organism: Megalops cyprinoides (Indo-Pacific tarpon)
Lineage: Eukaryota; Metazoa; Chordata; Actinopteri; Elopiformes; Megalopidae
Product: protein kinase C-binding protein 1-like
Exons: 22
Coding region: 322-3915 (1197 amino acids)
Biological process (GO): regulation of DNA-templated transcription
Molecular function (GO): protein binding
Source: RefSeq, a predicted model, not a curated record
GAUCAGAGUCUAUGGUUGUGCGGAAGUGUGCGACUGUCGACGUUAGCUUAUCUUUACGUUGAUUUAGCAAAUGUUUCAAGGGGGAAAUUGCAUCCACUGUAGCCAGAGCUGCUCCUGCCGGCGCUGAACAAAGAUAAUUACUCAGGAAAUGUUUCAGCCAAUCCGCCGCAGCCUUACAUCCUGCCAGUGAAAAGAGGCCAUUCAGUGUCUGCCUUCCAUCAGACGGCCCGAUCAUCAAGCCUGAACUGCCAAGCCCUUUCUGUCUCAGGACUGAGACUGUCCUCCAUGUUUUAUAAGUAUUGACAUAACACUGUGUUAGCCAUGCAUCCACAGAGUUUGGCGGAAGAAGAAAUAAAGACGGAGUCGGAUGUGGUAGAGGGGAUGGACAUUUCCACACGAUCCAAAGUUACAGAUCCUGGAUCAGCCGAAAGAGCAGCUCAAAAACGAAAGCUGCCCAGUCCCCCUCACUCCUCUAAUGGGCACUCCCCUUCAGAAACCUCACCCAGUCCCAUCAAAAAGAAAAAGAAACCAGGCUUACUUAACAGUAAUAACAAGGAACAGUCAGAACUAAGACAUGGUCCCUUUUACUAUAUGAAGCUGCCACUCACCACAGACCCUGUUGAUGUUGUACCACAGGAUGGACGGAAUGACUUCUAUUGCUGGGUGUGCCACCGCGAGGGCCAGGUCCUCUGCUGUGAGCUUUGCCCACGGGUGUACCACGCAAAGUGCCUGAAACUGGCAGCCGAGCCUGAGGGGGACUGGUUCUGUCCCGAGUGUGAGAAAAUAACGGUCGCGGAGUGCAUAGAAACUCAAAGCAAAGCAAUGACGAUGCUAACAAUAGACCAGCUGUCUUAUCUGCUUAAGUUUGCACUCCAGAAGAUGAAACAGCCAGGGGACCAAGCUCGCUCGUCUCUCUCCCCCCACGCAGCCGCCCAGCAGAGAAAACCUAUUAAUUGGACUGAACCAUUUCAGAAACCAGUAUCUCUGGAACAACAUCCAGAUUAUGCAGAAUACAUUUUCCAUCCCAUGGACCUCUGCACAUUAGAAAAGAAUAUCAAAAAGAAAAUGUAUGGCUGUACAGAGGCCUUUUUGGCAGAUAUGAAAUGGAUCUUGCACAACUGUAUCAUAUACAAUGGAGGUAAUCACAAGCUGACAGCAACUGCUAAAGUCAUUGUAAAAAUUUGUGAACAUGAAAUGAACGAAAUUGAAGUUUGUCCAGAGUGCUAUCUGUCAGCUUGCCAGAAGAGGGAAAACUGGUUUUGUGAACCAUGUAGUCAACCUCAUCCGCUUGUAUGGGCGAAGCUCAAAGGGUUCCCAUUCUGGCCUGCCAAAGCACUGCGAGACAAAGACGGACAAGUGGAUGCCCGAUUUUUUGGGCAGCAUGACAGGGCUUGGGUACCGAUAAACAACUGCUACCUCAUGUCUAAAGAGAUUCCUUUUUCUGUGAAAAAGACUAAGAGCAUCUUUAACAGUGCCAUGCAAGAGAUGGAAAUCUAUGUGGAAAACAUUCGCAAGAAGUUUGGCGUUUUCAACUACGCCCCCUUCAGGACGCCCUACACUCCCAACAAUCAGUUCCAGAUGCUGCUGGACCCCUCCAAUCCCAGUGCGGGCACCGUCAAGCCCGAAAGACAGGAGAAAAUCAAGUUCAACUUCGACAUGACUGCCUCUCCCAAAAUGCUCCUGGGCAAGAGCAUGCUGCCUGGGGGGACGAGCCGGAGGAUCUCCCUGACUGAGAUGCCCCGCUCCCCGAUGAGCACCAACUCUUCCGUCCACACAGGCUCUGACAUUGAGCAGGACAUCUCUGAGAAAAGUAUCAAGGCCCUUCCCAGCCACUACAGUGCCGGGGAGGAGUCCAUGGACUGCACAGCCUCUCCUGCAUCUGUGAAGAUGGGGCACACUGGCAGUGCGACAGGCAGCCCCAAGACCUUCUCUCCGCAGGCCUCCACACCCAUUGUCCCUAAGCAGGAGAGGACGUCCACCACUGGGAGCAUCCUCAACCUCAACCUUGAUCGCAGCAAAGCAGAGAUGGACCUGAAUGAGCUCAGCGAGACAGUUCAGCAGCAGGCAGCCCCUGUGGUCCUGACCUCCCCGAAGAGACAGAUCAGGAGCCGCUUCCAGCUCAACCUGGACAAAACCAUUGAGAGCUGCAAGGCACAGCUGGGUAUCGAUGAAAUUUCUGAAGAUGUGUACAAAGGUGUGGAACCCAGCGACUCGGAGGAUUCGGAGAAGUCGGACUCCAGCGACAGUGAGUACAUUAGCGAGGACGAACAAAAGCCGCGCAACGGCCAGAACGAGGCCGAUGACAAGGACAAACCUGAGAGGGACUUGAAAAAGAAGCCCAGAGCACCCUCUCAAGGAGAAGAUAAGGACAAAGGUGCAGAGGGUGUAGCGGUGGCGAAGGCCGAGAAAACGACCACGGAAUCCCUGUCAAAAGAUAAGCCGAGUGUCGACUCUGACAAAGAGCCCCCGGAAAAACCCAAAAGCUCUCAGCAUCCAGCAAAGGAGAAGCCCAAACCGAAGGAUGAGGGGAAGACCUCCUCUGUGGACUUGGACAUGGACUCAGACUCUGAGCGGGAGCUGGUGAUCGACCUUCGGGAAGAGUCGGGCUGGGAGCGCAAGAAGACCAAAAAGGAGCCAGCCACUGCCACCACACUCAAGGAUCCCACUGUCACCAAGCUCGAAGGUAAAGCCCCUUCGUCCUCAAGUGCAGCAGGUCCACCUGCAAGCGAGGCGUCCUCAUCAGCUCCAAGUGUCAAAGACCCUGCCCAGUCCUCCGUCACCAUCCCCCUCAAUGUGGUGUCCUUUGCUGCCACCACCACCUCCACUCUCCUGCCCACUGUAGCCACCAGCACGGCCUCCUCGGUGGCAGCCUCCUCGUCCUCCGUUAAAAAGCAGCGCCCCCUGCUGCCCAGGGAGACUGCCCCGGCGGUGCAGCGGGCGGUAGUGUGGAACCCCACCAACAAGUUCCAGACGUCCUCUCAGAAGUGGCACAUGCAGAAGGUCCAGCGGCAGCAGCAGAGCCAGCAGCAGCCGACUGCGCAGACACAGCACAGCCCCCAGCAGCCGACUGCGCAGACGCAGCUGCAGUCCACAUCAUCUAUGCAGCAGCCGUCCCCCAGCACACGGUAUCAGACACGGCAGGCGGUGAAAGCUGUGCAACAGAAAGAGGUGCCGCAGAGCACAUCCUCUACGGUCACCCUGGUGACUGGCACUCCAGCUGUGCCCAUGAUCUCUGCCCCGGGGACAGCUGGUGCCCCCUCCUCUUCCACCGUAACUGGCGACUUCCAGAUCGCCACAGCCUCAGCGGAUGUAGCAGCAGAUAUAGCAAAGUACACAAACAAGAUUAUGGAUGCGAUAAAAGGAACAAUGACUGAGAUAUACAAUGACCUCUCUAAAAGCACAUCAGGAAACACAAUAGCAGAGAUUCGACGUUUGAGAAUAGAAAUCGAAAAACUACAGUGGCUUCACCAGCAGGAGUUGUCUGAAAUGAAGCACAACCUAGAGCUCACCAUGGCGGAAAUGAGGCAGAGCUUGGAGCAGGAGAGGGAGCGUCUCAUUGCUGAGGUAAAGAAGCAGAUGGAGAUGGAGAAGCAGCAGGCUGUUGACGAGACCAAGAAGAAGCAGUGGUGCGCCAACUGCAAGAAGGAGGCCAUCUUCUACUGCUGCUGGAACACCAGCUACUGCGACUACCCCUGCCAGCAGGCCCACUGGCCCGAGCACAUGAAGUCCUGCACACAGUCCGCCACAGCUUCCCAACAAGAGACUGAGACAGAAGUGACUGCAGACACCGGAGGCAAGUCCUCUGGUCAAUCCGCUAGCGGCCAGCCUUCCCCGACAGAGCCUGGAGCUGCCCUCGCAGACAAGGACGCUAACAUGGAGAAAAGCAAGGAUGGGGUUAAUGUCAGCGUCUCCUAACUGCCAUCUCGCGCAUGUACAAUACAGCCCCUGUUUCAGGGCAAGCUUGUGAAGCUACAUUUCCUGUCUUGCCAAUCUGGGAAUGCAGACAGUUCCUUAAUCUCAGUAUUAAAGACAAGAAAUCCUCCUCCCUUCCCAACACUACUUCACCCCUGCCCACGCCCCGCUCUCCUCAGUCUCAUCACACAAGCAUAUCCAAAGGUUAUGUGACAGGCAGUGAAUAAGUGGACCAGUGGACAAGAUUACUGAGCCUGUAGUUAAACGGAAUAGUCUUACCCACUUACACACUGAGUACUUGGAUGGAUCUGUGCUCUAAUUAGCAAGAGUCGUGUUGACACAGUGGCCCUCCGCUCUGUCAGUAUGGGUUGGACUGUACGACUGUAUGCAGGAGAGAGUGAGCGAUUCUGUUCUUCAUGACAGAGUCUGGGAGGAAGAAAUGGUAUAUGAUUGCAUAUGCAAAAAGGGUCUGAAGUUGCCUCCCAUUUUUUUUUCUGGUAAAGGAAUUCUGUUGACAUUCAUGAGUUUGUUUAACCCAUUAAGGGGGAAAGUCUGUUUCAGCAGUAAGUGUUGCGCUUAAGCCCCAGUUACAACGCCAAUGCGUCUUGUGAUGUAUUUGUCAUUUUUUUGAGUGUCAGUUAAUUUUGCAAGAAGACUUCCUGCUCUUGCUAUGUUCGGUUUCUGCUGGUUUGUGUGUUCUGAGUUUGGUUUCUGUGUGAUUCAAUGUCUGAGUCACUUCCCAUAGUACCAAGGGAAACUUCAUCUUUACCAUAGAACCAUUGUGCGAGUGACUGCAGUCUGAAUCCAUCUCAAGCCAGUGCUUUUCUUCUUUCUGAGUGAUUUUGUUCUACUCUCUGUAAACUGGGGACAAUUGCAAUUAAAAUGGUUGGAUAUUGUAGUGUUGUUAGCAAGGAGAAAUCCAUUUUGUCAUUGGAUGCACAUUUCUAACUUCAUACUUGUGAUGCUGAUUUAUGUAUGAGUGCAUUAAGCGUCUUUUGAUUCUAUAAGCAUAAGAAGUGAGAGAGGCAAAAAGCAGCCUUCCAUCAGACAAUGCUGCACACCUUUUCUGUCAACAGUAUUCAGAACCUGGCAGACAGAAGUCUAGGUAGGGUAGCCUUCUUUAGACUCAACAUUUCAUUUUCAGUUAAUUUAAUACGGGAAGGUGGCAGCGUAGCAUAAGCCAUUGCGGUUUUGAUGUUCAGGUAUGAUGCAAGGGUGAGCAUUAUUGUUUUUAAAUUACAUUUUCUGUUCUAAGAAAUGAAUGAACAAUGAAUAGGAACUGUUCAUUUAAAAAGAGGAAUGAAAUGGGUGGAAUCAGUCAUUCUUUAUCAAACAUAAGAACUUCCCAGAGCCGUGUUUCCAAGUGCUGGAGCCUGGGGUCAUUUGGGUGCAGUGUAAAAUAGAAUGGAAUGCCAGUAGAGCAUGUGGCUCCAAUACCUUGCCACAAUCUCUCUCAGUAGGCUGCUAACUCCAUUGUGUUGACUGUUACUGACCUACACUUUAAUGUAAGGGUAUGAUCCUUUCUGCCAGAAAGGAAGAGGAGAGAAAGAAAAACAGCAGAGGUGGCUGGAACCUUCUUGUGAGCAAAUUUGUCUCAUGGCUUUUGUUGUUUACAUAGUAAAAGUAAAGGUCUGGGGGUCUGGAAGAGCAGGUCCAACUAGAGCCUUACUCUCACGAAUGUACUCAGUACCUUACUCUUGGUCUCCAGAGACUGGGAUCUUUUAGGACACCAGGGAGGCCAAGCAGAAUGUCUUGCUUUCACUCUAAGGCAUUAAUCAAACCCUGUGCCUCCUAUGCUGCUUUUUAACAUGCGGGUGUAGGGAGUUCUACCCUCAACAUUGGCACAGUAGAAAUCUUGAGGAACCAAGUUUUUUAACCAUGUAAUUGAUGGCUGAUACACACACCAUUAUCAUGACAAAUCAGAGACCAAGACUGUCAAGUCACUUGCGUACUGUAUGGUAAAUUGCGAAGAUGACUUCUGAGGGUACAUCUCCUGUUGACCCUGUCUCCCAUCAGGUUUCAGAAAAUGGCUGUGAAUAUGGUCUUAACUGCUCAGCAGCAUUGGGACAACAAAAAGGGUUUCAUCGCCAUCUGCAGGUCAAAUAAUUUCCUACACUUGUUCUCUGAAGUGGUGACGUCAGCGCUACACUACAUUAAAACAGAUUUGUUUCGGUUUACAUACCUUUGAAAUGAACACUGUAUAUGUACUGCUUGCCAUGGGGGGGAAUUAAAUGGCUGUGAAAACAAAAUUAUAACAUAUCUAAUAUUUUUUUAUUAUUUUAACCACAAUAUAUGAGUUCUCCAAAAGAUGACCUUUUUAUCCACAUGUAGCAUUUUUGGCUCAGAAUAGAUUGCUGAUCCCAAUUUUGGGCACUCCAUGCUGAAUGUUCAGAUACAGUAUGGCCUUUCCCGCCAUUAAAUAUUGAGUGUGAGUGAGUGAGUGAGUGGGUAAUGGGGAGGAAGUGUGUGUGCUGGUGUUUGAGAGCAGAGAGAAAUGUAUAGAACCUAUAUUAAUGUGAACUUAAUGUUCUGCUCUGAUCGUGAGGAUGUGGAGACCACACUUGUACUUGUAUAUACAUUCAUGAGUUACACUACAUUGUAUAGCAUAGCACCCUUUUAUUGGGUGGGGAUGUUUGUGGUACUCAUUGCUUUUUUAAAAAAUCUUUUGUAAAUACUGUAAGGUGCUGUUUUUGGAUCUCAUUAAAC